Messenger RNA from Ctenopharyngodon idella (grass carp), 3394 nucleotides. Its product is annotated as inhibitory synaptic factor 2A. Gene Ontology annotation, cellular component: postsynaptic density. The coding region runs from base 498 to 1970 and encodes 490 amino acids. Gene Ontology annotation, biological process: inhibitory postsynaptic potential. The record is from RefSeq and is a predicted model, not a curated record. The transcript is spliced from 4 exons. NCBI's taxonomy places the organism in Eukaryota, Metazoa, Chordata, Actinopteri, Cypriniformes, Xenocyprididae.
CUCUCUCUCUCUCUCUGUCUCUCUCUCUGUGUGUCACUGGCUCUCGGGUCUCUCAGUUCUUGGAGCGGCUGGUUCAGGAUGGAUGUCUCAUGUGCGCAGAUGCCAUCGCUGAGCGCUGGACCCCACUGCAUCCCGUCGGCAGUGUGCGCGUGAGUGUGUGAGAGUGUGUGUGUGUGUGUAUGCGUGCGUGUGAGAGAGAGUGUUGCGGGGCAGCGCCGGUCGGGUGAAGACGCGUGCGAGUUUGCGUGUGUGUUUUGGGGCAGAUCUCAGUGGAAUCUCUCACUCUGGAUGUGUAAGGAUCACGGGAGGACCGACUGACUGUACGUGCGCCCUCACGGAGAAACUUCCAGCAUGGCAGACCCUCUCUCUGGACUCACAUCAGUUCUCGUGCCCUGACGGACCGCUGCUGUGCUGAGAGGGAAGACAUGUACUGGUCAUCUCUCCCUCACCUUCAUCAUCAUCAUCAUCACCACCACUGAUCCGUGUCUGGAGGAACCAUGGUGAGCAAGGACGCUGGUAAAUGCAUGCUCACCAACUCUGAGUCGGACUCAGAGGCAACCGCGGCCUCCAUGGCCCUGGAGGUCAAAGGAUCGUCAGACGAAAGCCGACAUGUGCGCAAGCGCAACAAGGCCCUUCAGGUGCGCUUCAAGGACAUCUGCGAGGCACAGAACGAACAGGCCGCUGCGGCCCGAGGAGGGAAGCCGCCCUACAAAGUGGCUUACCGCAAGUACAUGACCGUCCCAGCUCGCCGAUCAAUCCCCAAUGUCACCAAAAGCACUGGAGUGCAAACGUCACCGGAUCUUAGGAAGCGUUACCAGACUUUUCCAUUUGAUCGAAAGAAAGGACACACAGUCAAGCAUGCCGCUGCGGUGGAGAGCUGUAAGGACCAGGACGAUGGGUUUGUAAUUGACGUGAAGAGGGCGAAAGCUACUGAGGCGGGCAGGGAGUGCACGCCCUCUCAUAAUCUGAGGAAAACAAGAGCAUUAAUGCACACCAGCAAGUGCGUCGCAACCAUAGAGCAACAUCCGCAAGCCAGGGACUGUCUGGAGAGAACGGACGGACCGUGCUCGGACGCUUUGGUUCUUCCCUGUCCGACAGAUAGGACCAUAGCGGGAGCGGACCACUCGGACUAUCAGAUCUGUAGCGUCAAAAGUAAACACAGUAAGGGCUUCCGGAGAGACUCCGAAACUCUUGAUCGCUCAGGCAAGCUGCAGUUGCUGAACUCUGGGGAGAGCGGUGGGAAUAUUGUCCAGGAUUCCUCCUCCAAAGUGACGGGACCCAUCGCGUGGAACUCCCUCACGCAGGUGGAGUGCUUGGAGAGUCCAACUGAGCGCAGCAAACGCAAGAAGGCACUGCAGCUCAACGGCCUGCAGUCACAGACGCUGCCGCGGGCCAGUUGCACUACGCAGGUCCAGUGCCACGUGGGUACGCUGUCUGCUCGACCGCUGAGGGCCAUGGAAGAGGCGGCGGCGGUGACUUCGGUCUCCUCGACUGCCGUUCCCAUGCCGGCUCCUCCGUCCAGGGGCGGCACGGGAACGGGAACUCUACAGACGGAUAAUGAGGCGUGCAAGCAGAUAGUGCCUGUCAAUCAGGAUGGGGAUGUUAAAGCGCAGCUCCAGGCCAUGGAAAACAUGAUCAGCUCCAGCCAGGAAACCAUCAAAGUGCUGCUGGGUGUCAUUCAAGAGCUGGAAAAAGGAGAAGCUCAUAGAGAAGGGCUCUCCUAUCGGACCGGACAGGACACGGCCAACUGCGACACGUGUCGGAACAGCGCAUGCAUUAUUUACAGUGUGGAGCUGGACUUUAAACUGCAGGAAGAUAAGCUACAGCCUUUAAUGAAGAGAUUGUGUCCCACGGAGGAGUCCCUGUUCCCCCCUCUGCCCUAUCCUCAGGAGACCAUCGGCUCCACGCCCAAACGCAAGUCCAAAGUGGAGGCCAAGAAACACGCGCGCUGGAAACUCUGGUUUCUGUGACCGCAGGAUUACAUACACCGCUUUCUACAACUUUAUUAUGCUUUUGAUCAUAUUUUCAAGAAGGGAGUUCAACGACAGAAUGCAAUGCUCCAUGUGCAUCUGUUCACUUGCUUAGUUAUGCCCGUUUUUGAUCAGGAUGGUACAGGUUUUUGGUUUUCCCCCCUUCUGUACUUUAUGGAUGCGAGUACUGAACUUGGUUUGGAAAUAUCGCAGCCAGCAUUCAUAAAAAAUAAAAUAAAUGUAUAUUCAAACAGAAAAAAAAAAAAAAUAAUGGAAUUUGCUUCCGGAAAAAAAAGAAGAAAAAAAAAAAAAAAAGGAAUAAUGAGACUCUUUCCCUCAAGCAGAGUGUGAAAUUAUUUUAAGAGAGUGAGAGACAUUACUGGAUCAAUAACAAAUCUUGCUUUACAAUUGUUGUUAUUUUUUUGGUCCUCAUCCUGCUAAAGGUUUGGAAAAUCAGGAGGAUGUUUAAAACACAAACAGGACACAAGCUUUUCAUUUUGGUCUUCUCUUCCUCAUGGAAAUCGACGCAAUCGCAGCAUUAAAUCGAAGCACAACUCUUCGGAUGCACUGGAUGAUGAUUCUCACAGAGGACUUCAUGGAUUUAAAACUCACUAGAGGAUGUAAUUAUUUGCAGACCAAACCAGUGAACUCACAACAAAUUCAUUAUAUGGGAUUUAUAUGGAAAUAAUCUUACAAGCCUCUGUGAAUUCAUAUAAACUUUCAUAUACUAUUAUUACCAGGAAAAAAAAAGGAAAAAAGUAUGACUUAUUUUUCUAGAUUCGUAAUAAUCACACAUUUAAAGAUUUUCUAGACACACUAUAUAUAAGCUUCUCUCACUUAUUGGAUUAUUGAAAUUAUAGGAAGCGUUUUAAGCUCAGUGUCUAUUCAUUUUAAAUUAUUUAAUUUCAAAUAAUGUUCUUCUAAUACAACUUCAGACAUAACCAUGGAAACAACGGUAAAUGUUUACCUUUUUGUGACAGGAAGUCAUGUGAUACACAGUCACCAUAAAGCUGCGAUCACUCUGAUGAGCUGAUCUGCAUAUGAUAAAAAAGAUGUUUGGACAAUACAGGAUCUAAAUGUCACAGAUUGACCUCUUGGUGCAAUAUAAAAAAAUACAAACUACAAAGCCGAACAGUUUGUAGUGUUGCAGGAAAGUAGAUUAAAUUUAUAUUUUAACAUUUUAAAUGUAUUUUUACUUAAAAACAGAAUCCCUAGAGUGUGACAUCGCAUCCUGUUUAGUGUGACCUCACUUCUAACAUCUGCACUGAAUCAAACAAUGUUCCUUUUGAAAAAGAAAAAUGAUGAGCACCAGAGCAAAUAAGAAACGGUGGAGCAUGUGUGUGUGUCACAGGUCUUGCAGGAGGUAAUUGACAGUCAGAGCGUAAUGAGAGCAGGUCAGCUCGUCUUCACCAUGACAAUGUUCA